CAGCUGUUCUCGAUGGUCUGCGUGGACGGCUACGAGGAUAUCCCUGAUAUCACCGCGCGGCCAACAUUGAAGUACAUCGUGUCGGCGGAAGCGGCAGUGCGGCACCUACUGGACACCAACCCGCUGAUCACGCACGACGGGCCACAGCUUACGAUCACCGGACUGGACGCUGGGCGGGUCCACAGGACAACCGGGGCCUACAGGAACUUGCGAAGAACGGUCGCAAGGUGGUCCGGAGGUAUCAAAUUCUAUGCAAAAGACGACUAUGAAAACGCACCGAAGAAAAUCGACCCACUGCUGACCGCCCAGGCCCCCUACACCGAAAUAGCUGCGCGGGACGAUUUUGACGAAUCAGGCCCAUGGCCGAUCCGGCACUUUGACAAAGUGCCCUUCAACUUAAGUAUGGAAAGGACGAAAAUGACGCAGCUGGAGCUGCAGCGGAAGUUCGCGGACAAGACGGCUGCAGCGGUGAAAGAAUACACCAGCCGUAAGCGGCAGCGGGUUCAGGAAGACCCGCAGAGCUCGCAAAAUAGUGCGGGCACACAGUAG
Amoebophrya sp. A120 is the source of this 549-nucleotide messenger RNA. The record is from the annotation of a GenBank genome assembly. Lineage: Eukaryota; Dinophyceae; Syndiniales; Amoebophryaceae.